Echinops telfairi (small Madagascar hedgehog) is the source of this 2254-nucleotide messenger RNA. RefSeq names its product RUS family member 1 (gene RUSF1). The transcript is spliced from 13 exons. The annotation marks the transcript as partial. NCBI's taxonomy places the organism in Eukaryota, Metazoa, Chordata, Mammalia, Afrosoricida, Tenrecidae. The record is from RefSeq and is a predicted model, not a curated record.
GUGUUCCUGCCGCAGGGCUUCCCCGACAGCGUCAGCGCGGACUACCUGGCCUACCAGCUGUGGGACUCCGUGCAGGCCUUCGCCUCCAGCCUCUCGGGCGCGCUGGCCACCCAGGCAGUCUUGCUGGGCAUAGGGGUAGGGGACGCAAAAGCCUCCGUUUCAGCCGCCACGGCCACCUGGCUCGUGAAAGAUUCAACGGGCAUGCUGGGCCGGAUACUCUUCGCCUGGUGGAAAGGGAGCCAGCUGGAUCGGAACGCCAAGCAGUGGAGGCUUUUCGCUGACAUCCUUAACGAUGUGGCCAUGUUCCUUGAGAUCAUGGCCCCCAUGUACCCUUUCUGCUUCACCAUGAUCAUCUGCACCAGCAACCUGGCCAAGUGCAUUGUGGGCGUGGCUGGCGGGGCCACGCGGGCCGCACUGACCAUGCACCAGGCCCGAAGAGGUAACAUGGCCGAUGUGUCCGCCAAGGACAGCAGCCAGGAGACGCUGGUGAAUCUGGCCGGACUCCUGGUCAGCCUCUUGAUGCUUCCCCUGGUGUCGGAUCGGCCCAGCUUCAGCCUGGGCUGUUUCUUCCUGCUCACGGCCCUCCACAUCUACGCCAACUACCGGGCUGUCCGAGCCCUUGUGAUGGAGACCUUGAAUGAAGGCCGGCUGGGGCUGGUCCUCACGCACUUCCUGCAGAGGGGAGAGGUGCCCCGCCCCACCUCAGCCAAUCAGAUGGAGCCGCUGUGGACAGGCUUCUGGUCAUCUCCGUCUCUGUCCCUUGGGGUCCCCCUGCACCGCUUGAUUUCCAGUAUCUCGGAGCUGCAGCAGUUGACAGAGGGGCACCAGGAAGCCUACCUCCUUCACUGGGACCAAUCACGAAAGCAGGCACAGGUGGCUCUGAGCCAGACAGCAGGCCCCGAGACAGUCCUGAGAGCUGCCACACACGGGCUGGUGCUUGGAGCCCUUCAGGGAGAUGGGCCUCUCCCGCGAGAACUGGACGAGCUGAGGAGCCAGUAUCAGGCAGGUUCUGGACAAGAUAGCUGGGUCGCUGUCAAGGAGACACACCAAGUGCUGGACAAGCUGUUCCCAAAGUUCCUGAAAGGGCUGCAGGAUGCCGGCUGGAGGACGGAGAAGCACCAGCUGGAGGUGGAUGAGUGGAGAGCCACGUGGCCCCAGUGUCCAGCUAAGAAGGUGUUGUGAGCCACCCAGAAGGCGCCCAGGGCCCAGAACAGGAGCAAGGACACUGUGGCCACAGCAGCAUGGAUGAAGCGGCAGCUUUAUUGGCUUUUGUAGGGCAACGACUAUGGCUGGCCAAGUGACUGCCAGUCAGCUGGACUGGGCCCCGGACAGAUACAAGGCUGAGGAAAGGGCACCCAGGGCCUUCCCCUGCUCCUGCCCUCACCCUCUUCUGUGCGGCCCUGACCCCACUCCUCGGGAGGCUGAGCCCCCACCCACUCAUGGCUCUCUUUGUCCCACGUUGUGGCCUCAGGCGUAAAAGCCCCACAGGAACAUGGCCACCGCCAUCAUGAGCAGGGCGUUGAGGUUGACCACGCGGGCCCAGCGUGGGUCCUCACUGAUGUCCUCCAGUUGCCUGGCCGCUGCAGCAGCCUCUUCCUGGGUAGGGGGUGGGGGGCUACCUGCCCCACCCCCACUCAUGCCACAGAACCAAAACAGGCACCGUCGAAAGAGACUUGGGGCCGGGGCCGGGGGCUCUGGAGAAAUGGAGGCCUUGCAGUCAGUGAGAGAGCGGGUCUCUCCUGCCCCCCCCCCCAUCGCCCCCCUCAGCAGAGCCCUACCCUCCAUCUCCACUGCAUGCUCCGGGCGCCCAUUCUGUACAGGCGGGGAGGCAGGGACUUCAGGCUCCUCAUCCGCAUCCAGGUCCUCUCGCUCCUCCGUGCUGUGCCGGAGACUGAAGACCAGGCGGUGGAGCUGGGGGGGUGGGGGGGUGAGCAGAGACCAGGUGGGAGUUCUUCCCAACCCUCGGCCCUACUCUCUGUGGGCUCCUGCCCCAACCCUUGAGCCAGCUCGGCCCUGGGUACCUGCCUGGCAGCCACACACAGUAUGGUCUUUCAGGGUUUGGCGUCUGUCUCUUUUUACCACCAAUCACAGAGCCUGUUCUGAAGCCCAAAGGCCAAGCCAAGAAUUGGCUUUGGGAUGGUCAAUCCCUAGGGAACACUGCAACCUACUACCCUCCCCCCUCCACCCCCAUGCCCCAGGGGUCUUAAGGCCCACUUUUCCAAGAUCACUUUGAAUAAAGGACCUCUAACAUCAA